Molecule: messenger RNA, 4010 nt
Organism: Hevea brasiliensis (rubber tree)
Lineage: Eukaryota; Viridiplantae; Streptophyta; Magnoliopsida; Malpighiales; Euphorbiaceae
Product: disease resistance protein RUN1
Exons: 5
Coding region: 203-3682 (1159 amino acids)
Biological process (GO): defense response; signal transduction
Molecular function (GO): protein binding; ADP binding
Source: RefSeq, a predicted model, not a curated record
AAAUAUUUUUAAAAUAGUUACCUUCUGUUGCCAGCAUAAUCAGUAAUGACGAACUGUCUUUAAGCCUUUUUCAUAGUGGGGUUCUUACCUGGAAAAAAUAGUGGGGUUCUUACAGUUGACACUCCUUUUACUUUCAUGUCUCAAGAGUCUCUCUUCCCCUUUAUUGUGAUCUCCCACACAACCAACGAGUUCACUUUCUAAUAUGGCUUCUUGUUCAUCAUCUUCUUCUUCCCUCAAAGAAGAAAAAUAUGAAGUAUUUCUUAGCUUCAGAGGUGAGGACACUUGCUCUAAUUUUGCCAGUGAUCUUAAUGCUGCUCUGUGUCAGAAACAAGUCAAGACCUUCGUGGAUGAUUCACUUAGAAGAGGAGAUAAUGAAAUAUCGCCACUAAUUUCAGAAGAAGUGAUCGAAGAAUCAAAGCUAGCGUUGAUUAUUUUCUCAAAAUACUUUGCUUCAUCCACCUGGUGCUUGGAUGUACUUGUAAAGAUUCUUGAAUGCAAGAGGCGAAAUGGGCAGAUAAUUGUACCUGUUUUCUACCAUGUAGAUCCAUCAGAUGUUGAGAAGCAGACUGGGUAUUUUGGAGAUGCAUUUGUUAACCUUGAAGAACAAUUCAAGGAGGAGAUGGAUAAGGUGCAUAGGUGGAGGGCUGCUUUGAGAGAAGUUGCCAAUCUUUCUGGUUGGGUUUCGCUGGCUACGAGGCCUGAGUCUAAACUCAUUAAUGAAAUUGUUGAAUCUGUGAAACUGAAUUGUGAAAAUCUGAAUGAUAUUCGGGGGCUAGUUGGACUCCAACCACGUUUAGAGGAAAUUGAAAAAUUAUUAAGCAUUGGAUUGGCUGAUUUUCGUAUCAUAGGAAUUUGGGGAAUGGCUGGUAUAGGUAAGACAACCGUUGCUACUGCUAUUUUUAAACGAAUCUCUUAUCAAUUUGAAUCUUCUUGCUUUGUUGCAAAUGUGAGGGAAGAAUCAGAGAAACAUGGGCUGACUCAUUUGCGAAAAAUGCUCUUCUCUAAACUGUUGGGCUUGAGAAUAAGCACUCCAGAUUUUGGCUUCACUUUUACAAAGCACAAGCUUCAACGUAAAAGGGUUCUAGUUGUUCUUGAUGACAUAAAUAAUUUAAGACAGAUAGAAUUUUUAGUUGGAGGACAUGGUUGGUUUGGCCUAGGGAGCAGAAUCGUUGUAACAUCACGAGACAAUCAAGUUCUAAAGAAUGUAGUCGACGAAACAUAUGAGGUGAAGGAAUUAGAUCGCCAUGAUUCUCUUCAACUUUUUGUUAUGAAUGCAUUUAAACAAGACAUUCCCAAGGAUGAUGAUUUGGAACUAUCAAAUAAAGUGGUAGACUAUGUUAGGGGCAAUCCAUUAGCUCUUAAAGUUUUGGGCUCCUCUUUCUUCGGCAAGACCAAACAAGAAUGGAAAAGUGCCUUAGAUAAGCUUAAAGAAGUUCGUAAUGAAGAAAUCCAAAAUGUGUUGAAAAUUAGUUAUGAUGGGCUAGACAGUGAAGAGAAGGACAUAUUCCUUGAUAUUGCUUGUUUCUUUAAAGGCAAGGAGAUUGGUUUUGUGAAAAGAUUUCUGGAUGGUUGUGGUUUUUUCUCAGAUAUCGGAUUAAGCAUUCUCAUUGAUAAGUGUCUUAUUACAAUUUUUGAUAAUAGGCUACAGAUGCAUGAUUUAUUGCAAGACAUGGGUUGGGAAAUUGUUCUUAAAGAAUCCAUUAAAGAGCCUGGCAAACGCAGCAGGUUGUGGAGAGCUGAGGAUGUCCAUCAUGUAUUGACAAAAAACUUGGGAACUAGAAGAAUUGAAGCCAUAUCCUUAAACAUGUCCGCAGUUUCAGAGAUUCAAGUAGAUUUUAAAGCAUUUUUUGCAAUGACUAAUCUUAGAUUGCUUGAAUUCUAUACUCCAGAGAUGGGAAACUAUAAAGUGCACCUUCCUCAUGGUCUCAUGUCUCUUCCUGAUAAGUUAAGAUAUCUCCGUUGGGAUGGAUACCCUCUGAAAUCUUUCCCAUCUAAUUUUGUUCCUCAGAAUCUUGUGGAACUUAUCCUGUCUGAUGGUAAAGUUGAACAACUUUGGAUAGGAGUCCAGAAUCUUGUGAAUUUAAAAAGGAUAAGCCUUCGGGCUUGCAACCAUCUAAUUGCAAUUCCAGACCUCUCUCGGGCCACAAAUCUGGAGGAAAUAGAUCUUUCCCAUUGUAUAAGUUUGGUUGAUGUUUUCUCAUCAAUUCGAUGUCUCAACAAGCUUAUCCAUCUGAAUAUAAUAUCAUGCAAAAGUCUUAGGAAUCUUCCAGGCAGCAUUAAUAUGGAUACAAGGGGGGAUGCAGCAGAAGAACUUCAAGAUGACAUUUGCUCCUGGAAAUCUCUUCAAUAUUUGUCUGUCCAUGGUUGCUCAAGACUCGCCAAGUUCCCAGAGAUUUCAGGGAACAUAAAACAGUUGGAUUUAAGUGGGACUUCAAUAAAGGAUGUUCCUACAUCAAUUGGAUGUCUAUCUGGUCUUGUUGACUUGGCAUUGAGAAACUGCUCAAAACUUGAGAGUCUCCCAGGCAGUAUUUGUCAGUUGAAACUUUUAGAAAUACUUCAGGUAGAUGGAACGAGCAUAAAAGAGUUGCCCUCUCAAAUUGAAAAUCUACAAGGACUUGUUGAAUUGAGCUUGAGUAACUGCAAAGACCUUGUGAAAUUGCCAGAGAAGAUUGGGCAUCUAAAAUCUUUGCGGAAACUAGUUCUCAAUGGUUGCAAUCUGCUUGAAAUACCAGAUAGCAUUGGCUGCUUAUCCUCAUUGAAAGUAUUAGAUCUCAGUGAAAACAAUUUCGAGAUCCUACCUGCGUGCAUCAGUGAACUCUCAAGAUUGCUAUACCUUGGCUUAAAAUAUUGCAAGAGGUUUCAAUCACUGCCGCAGCUUCCACCACGUCUAAUAUUAUUGGAUGCACAUGAAUGUACUUCAUUGGAAACAGUAUCAGGCUUACUUACUAGACUCAAGAAAUACAAUUUUGAGUUCAUUUUUACCAAUUGCCUCAAAUUGGAUGAGAGUACACAGAGGACCAUUCUGUUAUAUGUUCAGAUGUCUUUUCUACGAGGACGAUACCCUUAUAGUUUUCACUUCCCUGGAAGAACGAUUCCAAAGUGGUUUGUCAAUCAAAGCAGGGGAUCUUCACUAACAAUUCACCUACCUCCAGAUUGGUUUAAUUGCAAGUUCCUGGGUUUCACCUUGUGUGCUGUUGUUAAAUUUCAGGACUAUCUCGCUGACAGUGGUUUCCAAGUUUUAGGCAGUUACCAUUUCAAAGAUAGUUACUCUCAUCACUUGCAUUUUAGUUUUUGUUUUGGUGGUUGGGAUGCUGAGCAAGGUCAUCCAAGAUCAAUCUUGUCUGAUCAUCUGCUUCUGGGGUUUGAUCCUUCUUUAUAUGCUGAAGGAUAUGAAAUUUUCAGCCAGCAUUACUACAAUGAGGUGUUGAUUGAAUUCCGCUUUCUGGAUAGGUUCCUAAAGCCUGUAGGUACUGAAUGCAAGGUGAAAAAAUGUGGUGCCCGCCUAGCAUAUGCUCAAGAUGAGAAAAAUGCCAGUUCUAUGAUGAGAGAAACUAAAAGAUGUUGUGAUGACAACUACUACAACGAGGCUGAACUCUGUGGAUGUGGAAAUGAUGGCUCUAACAAGAAGAGAGACUGCAAAAGAUUCAAAGAAACCAACUAUAUACAUAAUGCAUGGCCUUGAAUGAUAACACGAAAAUUAGCAAUUUCCCCCCACUGCUGUCCUCCAGAAACAUGCCUUAUUUAUUGAUCUCAUUUUUCUUGGUUUGAGGCAUAACUUCUUUGGAGGUUUAGGAUUUGAUUUCAUUUCUCUCCAAGUUAAUUGUGCUCUCUCUCUCUCUGUGUGUGUGUGUGUGUGUGUGUGUGUGUCUGUCUGUCUCUCUCUUUCUUUAACUGAAAACAAUCUUUAUUAUUUGCUUAGAGCAUUUCAAUUUACUGGUUUCUUGGUAUCAGGUCUUGUGUUUAGGAGGACACAUAACUAAUCUAUAUGUUGUCAAAUAUGGCUUCCUUUA